AUGUUCUCCCAUGGUCGACUGUUGAACAAGCGCCGCUGGCUUAUCUUGGACAAGCGUAGCAGCGCUGUGGAGUCCCUAUACGACGACCUAAAGUCGGUGGCGACUGUGGAGGAAGUGUUAAGUCAAGUGGAAAAGGUGAUUUGUGGCGCUGCUACCGUUGUCGUCUCAGACGCGUCCAAGGUCGAGGAUUGGGACGGGUUUCUGGCCAAGUUGAAACAGUUGAUGACUGGAUCUGGCGUGAGACUGAGUAUAUACGUAGGCAAGGGUGUGGCAGCAGACAUUGAGCUGUCCCUAUUGUUCGCAGGGUUUAUAAAUGUAGAGCAACGUACUGACAGUCAUUGGGAAUGCACUACGCCGGAUUUCGACGUUGAAAGCAAGACGUCUAUAAACCAGGACAAUGUACUUGUGGAUGACCAGAACCUGGACAAGACAGUGCCGUUAGUGACCCAGGCAUGUGGUCCCCCGGGGAAAAGGAAAGCCUGCGCCAACUGCAACUGCGGCAGAAAAGAAGAUGGCGUGGUCAAAUCUGCAUGCGGAAGUUGUCACUUGGGGGACCCGUUCCGUUGCAGCACCUGUCCUUAUUUGGGGCAGCCCGCGUUUGACCCAAAUGACCCCAAUCGGGUCAAGCUAGUUUUGUAG
Molecule: messenger RNA, 639 nt
Organism: Gregarina niphandrodes
Lineage: Eukaryota; Apicomplexa; Conoidasida; Eugregarinorida; Gregarinidae
Product: anamorsin
Exons: 2
Coding region: 1-639 (212 amino acids)
Biological process (GO): iron-sulfur cluster assembly
Cellular component (GO): cytoplasm
Molecular function (GO): iron-sulfur cluster binding
Source: RefSeq, a predicted model, not a curated record